UGUCUCUUGUCAGACUGCACCAACACGGCUCAAGCGAACGGCUUCUGCUACGCUCACGGCGGAUAUCAGGUGUGCUAUGCUCUUGGUUACUGCACCAACACGGCUCAAGCGAACGGCUUCUGCUACGCUCACGGCGGAUAUCAGGUGUGCUAUGCUCUUGGUUGUAACCGGAGGGCU
Messenger RNA from Phytophthora sojae, 177 nucleotides. RefSeq lists its product as hypothetical. The record is from RefSeq and is a predicted model, not a curated record. The annotation marks the transcript as partial. Lineage: Eukaryota; Oomycota; Peronosporomycetes; Peronosporales; Peronosporaceae. The transcript is spliced from 2 exons.